AUGAGAGUUAUUUGUUUUAUACUAUUGUUAUUUAUUGCAGUUAAUGGUGCUCCAUUAACUAUCAGAGAUUUUGUUGGAGGUGAUUUGAUCAAGAGGUGGGGUUUCCAUUCAUCAGGAGGCCAUUCAUCAGGAGGCCAUUCAUCAGGAGGAGGAAGUUCUUCUAGUUCCCAUUCUGGAGGUGGUUCUUCUAGUUCUCAUUCCGGUGGUUCUAGUUCAGGUAGCAGGGGUGGAUCAAGUUCAGGUUCCAGUUCAGGUUCCAGUUCAGGUUCAAGUUCAGGUUCCAGUUCUGGAAGUAGAGGGGGAUCAGGUUCUAGUUCAGGAACAGGUUCAGCAAUAGCUGGUGGUGCCGCUGGUGGUGUCGCCGGUGGUUAUUGGAGUAACGGUGUUUAUCAUCACUAUGGUUCAGGAUCUCAUGGUCAUCUGAACUCUACAUCCAGUGAUGACUCGGAUUCUCUGGACGAUCUGGACUAUUCCACAGAAUAUGUUUCUGGUGGUGCUAUCAACAAGCAGAACAUUAUUUAUACUGGUAUCUUAGCCUUGGUGAUUUCCUCUUUAUGUUAG
This is a messenger RNA of Yamadazyma jaroonii, 561 nucleotides long. NCBI's taxonomy places the organism in Eukaryota, Fungi, Ascomycota, Pichiomycetes, Serinales, Debaryomycetaceae. The record is from the annotation of a GenBank genome assembly.